GCUAAUAAUUGAAAAAGCCCUUAUUCGAAGAUUCCUCUGGCGAUUCGAAGUAGCUUACGGCGGCGGAAGAACGAUGUCGACUAACACGACGAGCGAUGGGGAUUUCGGGACGGCUUCAGUGGCGGCGGAGAUGGCUGAGGCUCAAUACGUGAGGGCGAAGACUUCAGUGUGGUGGGAUAUAGAGAAUUGUCAAGUCCCAAAGGGUCUUGAUGCUCAUGGAAUUGCUCAGAAUAUUACUUCUGCGCUUCAGAAGAUGAACUAUUGUGGUCCUGUUUCUAUCUCUGCUUAUGGUGAUACUAAUCGCAUCCCUUUGUCGAUCCAACACGCUCUUAAUUCCACCGGAAUUGCGCUCAACCACGUCCCUGCCGGCGUGAAAGAUGCGAGUGAUAAGAAGAUCUUAGUGGACAUGUUGUUCUGGGCGUUGGACAACCCUGCGCCUGCAAAUUUUAUGUUAAUAUCAGGAGAUAGAGACUUCUCCAAUGCUCUUCACGGAUUGAGAAUGAGACGUUACAAUGUUCUAUUGGCACAGCCUCUCAAAGCAUCAGUGCCACUUGUUCAUGCUGCAAAGACUGUGUGGCUUUGGACAAGCCUAUCUGCUGGAGGAAUCCCUCUUACACGAGCUGAAAGCUUACAACUUGUUGCGAACCAGACGACCCCAACAUCUGGUUCAGAGAUGCCAACUCAGGAGUGUAUUCCAUCAAGCCAACCUCUGGAUUCAAAUUUUGACUCCAGGAGAGUCUUUGACAACAAACCCAAGGUGAAAUACCUUUCAAAACAAUCAAAUCAUCAGUCUGUCAUGCCAAAGGCUCAGGAAACUAAGCCUAACAAUAACUACCGUCAGCAACAGAACACUCAAGGGAAACAGUUUAAGAAAGCCCCACAUGAGUUCUUUGGCAGUAGCCAGCCAUCUGUUUCCACUAGCAGACCUCCUCCCAAUUUACCCUCUAGCAAUGUUAACACUUUCCCUGGUAAUGUGAUGACUAAUCCUCAGAAUCAGAAUCAGAAUCAGAAUCAGUACAAUUAUCCUCCUCGACCUGGUCCUUUCCCUCCCAGACAACCUUACCCUAACCCUGAUCCUUCUUGGAAUAAUGGAAAUAGCAUCCCAAAUCAUGCUCAGAACUAUUAUCCCAAUGCUGGCAGACCAGGUGCUUCUAAUAUGCGGCCACCUUAUGGUAAUGUUUUCCGUCCUUACCGCCCAGAGAAUCUCAAUCCUCCUAUUGGUAAUGGUUUCCGUCCAAUGCAGCACCCGCGAAAUGACGGGCCUAGGUUUCCGUCUCCACCUCUCUUGACUGCACCUGAUAUCAGCAAUCUAAGUGUGUCUCAAUAUCCUAGUCAAACUCAAAAUCGUCCUAAUUUCAAUCCUCAAGUUAGACAAGAAUUCAGACCAAAGAUGGAAUCCUCAUAUUCUCAUAAUGGUCCAAAUAAGGGUUAUAUUCCACGGACUAGUAGUGCCCCGGUAACGCAUUCUACGACAACCACUGGCUACACCAACUCUUCCAGUCCUGGAGUUCCACCUUCUCAGCCUCCAGUGGUUACUGGAUCUGGUUCUAGCAAUGGUAUGUGGGGAACACAAGAGUGUCCUCCACCAUCUGAGUAUGUUCAAGGCCUUAUAGGCGUUAUCUUACAUGCUCUAAACAUCUUGAAAACUGAAAAAGUUAUGCCUACCGAGCCAAAUAUCUCGGAUUGCAUUCAGUACGGAGAUCCAAAGCAUCGCGGUACUGACAUAAAGAAGGCUUUGGAAAGUGCAUUGGAGCAUCAUAUGAUCGUGGUGACAAAUGUAGGUAAACUAAAGCUCUACAUUGGCAAAAAUGAAGCUCUUUGGAACUGUGUAAACCCUUUAGGGGCAAACGCUAAGCAAUACCCAAAAGCAACUUGGGAUAGAAUACAAGAGUUUCUAACCUCUUCUUCUGGUCGUGUGGCGUUUACGGCAACUCAGUGCAGGUAUGAAGCUGCACAAGUUCUGAAAAAGGAAUGUCUAAAAGAGCUUACUUUAGGUGACAUACUACAGAUCUUGAAUAUAACGGCAACCACAAAGAAAUGGAUUACUCAUCAUCAAACCGGAUGGAAACCAAUUACUAUUAGCCUUGCUGCAGAGACAAAAGAGACAACAAACGAGACAGCUACUGAAACGGAUACAGGUAUCCAAACCGUUGCCUGAAUUCAAUCUUUGUUCCAUGAAAUACCGAAGAAGAUGUAGUAGCAGCCAUAAAUAGAGCAUAUAUGGGUACUACCUUGAAUACCUAAUAUAGAGAGCACUAAGACAUGGAAAAGUAGUGUUUUCCAUAUCAAAAACUUCAGAAUGAGAUGAUUCUGAAGUCUAAGUACUAGUUCCUUGGUAGUAGUAGCACUUUUUUCAUUUUACUUUCGUUGGUUCAGUAGUAAGGAGUCAAAGGCUAAAAAUUUGGGGGUGGUUAAAGUUUGGACCUAAAUGUCAUGUACUAGAACAUGAUUGGGUUCAUAAAAACCUUAGUGUUGCCAUCAUCAAGAAGAUUGCACAAUUUCAUGAGGAGGAUGUGAUUGGGAAUCUCUGCAUCACCAAAGUUUCUGCAUUUGUUACGUCAAUCUGUUUCUUUUGGUCUUAAGAGGUUACAGUUAUUUUCGUGAUAUUCCACUGUUGUUGGGGAAAAUAUCUGUAAUUUUACCUCUUUUUUCUUUUUACCUACUUAUGUCUCUUAUUUAUGUUUAUGUAUGAAGUUAAUUUCUACUGGUACUUUUAUUUAUCAUA
Arabidopsis lyrata subsp. lyrata is the source of this 2725-nucleotide messenger RNA. RefSeq lists its product as uncharacterized. Gene Ontology annotation, molecular function: RNA nuclease activity. The record is from RefSeq and is a predicted model, not a curated record. Gene Ontology annotation, cellular component: peroxisome. The transcript has 3 exons. Bases 74 to 2158 code for a protein of 694 amino acids. Gene Ontology annotation, biological process: regulation of gene expression. Lineage: Eukaryota; Viridiplantae; Streptophyta; Magnoliopsida; Brassicales; Brassicaceae.